Coniophora puteana RWD-64-598 SS2 is the source of this 1946-nucleotide messenger RNA. RefSeq lists its product as uncharacterized. The coding region runs from base 83 to 1348 and encodes 421 amino acids. The transcript has 7 exons. The record is from RefSeq and is a predicted model, not a curated record. Gene Ontology annotation, molecular function: protein binding. Lineage: Eukaryota; Fungi; Basidiomycota; Agaricomycetes; Boletales; Coniophoraceae.
CUUCCUUCCAGCUCGCCGUCUGAGGUGUUGUCUAGCUGUGGCGCUCACGCUGAAGCUGACGUACCGGCACCGAGGAGCUAAAAUGGGAGGCACGGCGAUUACGGAUCUCCCGCUCGAGCUCCUCGAACAUAUCCUCGUCAUCUGCGAUCCUCUAGAUGUCGCCGUUGCCUCCCAGGUCUCUCGCCACUUCCACGAUCUCGUAUAUGGCGGGACAGACGACCACUUCUGGCGCGCGUGUUAUCUCGCCCAGGCGUUCGACGACCCACGAUACUCUGUUUCCUAUCUUGGCAAGCCGCGUACAAGAGUAAAGUGGCGGGAGGAGUUGCAGAGAAUUGUCCGAGCAAGAACGGUCGUGAAAAACGUUGCAGUAUGCAGGCCGGACGAACGACUUAUCAUCAUCCAAACUCUCCUUGACUUCGUCUCAUACCUACCUCCAAUCCCUUCAGCGGAAAGCGAGCACCACUCCCGAAACACGCUAUGGCUCAAGGAGCUACUCCGAGACGGCGAGUUCCUGACACACCAGCAGUGGGAGCUCGCCGAAGAAGAGCUUCAACUACGGUAUAAGCUCCAUUUCUGGCUCGGUCUUACCAAACGCGACGGCGACACUAGUGCAAGGGUCGACUCCCGAGCGUUCGUGUAUAGCUUCCGCAAUUAUCGUGAGCGAAAUGGCUGGGGACCGUUCAGGACGGACUCCAGCGGCCUCCUGAACUGGCGACAUCUCUGGGCCAUUGAACACACCAUGGCUCUCUUCUUGGUCGGCGCCGACGAGGCAGGCGAAGCAACCGAGAUUGAGGACGUCUCCAUCGAGCCAUGUCCGCUUAGUCUCGACUUCUGUCAGAGCAUCAUUCCGAAUGGGAUGAAUAUUGCGCAGGAGCACGAUUGGGCGGGGGUUGAGGGACUCUGGCGGGUGGCAUACUGCUUCAUAGACCACCAGGACCUCCUCGUCUACAAUGACCCAUCUUUAUCUGAGGAUGACCCUCUCGAUACCUCACUAUUGGAGACGGGCGAGAUCGCGGAAUCCUACAAUGAUGCGGAGGUGUAUUUCCGUGUCAUCGGCAUUGAAGAGGAUCCAGAACACCCUGGCUAUCCUCAAAUUAACUACGUCGGCGAACUAGAUGGCAACUUCACGAUUGUGGGAUACGUGAAGAUCAGCGUCGAUAAUGAGAUAUGGUUCCAUUUCCGCGCUGGUAACCAAGAUCAGCCGGUCUGGAGUGUGGACGGCGUUCAAGUUGGUGGCGUCCGUUCGACGGCUGGAGUCGUUGGAUCAUGGGCAACCGUGUUCCAUGAGUCGGAUGACCCCGUAGGCCCCUUUUGGAUGCAACGUAUAUAUGGCAUUAUCGAGGAGUAGAGCAUUUUUCAUCACAGCUCGUUUGGGUUUGGGCAGCGCAUAGUACCAUUAUUGUCACGACACUACACUGGGGACACUUCAUGCUAGAUAUUCAUGUGCUCGUUAACAUUAGCGACGGGCAUCGUCUCGACGUUUCGUUGUCGGAAAAAAAUCCACAGUUUCCACCGACUUACCUGAAGCUGUCGAGCCCUUGAGCUGUCUGGAUUGGCUUUCAUGCCUUUCAAAAAACUUUUUGGCAAUAUUGCAGAGGUGAGUAAAACAAAAUUUGCCCAACGAAACCUGUGCAAGGUAAAUUACUGACAAGGCCGACAAGACGCCGUUGCUGCGAAUUGACCAGGUCUGUUUGCCCGAUCUUAAGCUUUAGAUCGUCUGACUGUCACCGGCACAGGUCUUGUAUACCCGGUGCCGCCGGGAUUACUGGACCUGUCUAUCCGUUCCUGUGGCUGAACAGACGUACAAGGCUUCGGUUUUACCAACACGACUCUCGAGCACUGGCUGUCGCCCCACUCCGACAGCGCUACAAGAUACUCACCUACCCUUAUCCACUCAUGCAUCAUGGGAGCUGAACUGUACCAGCGCUGGUCAUCCAUAUCUCGGC